Messenger RNA from Nymphalis io (European peacock), 657 nucleotides. RefSeq lists its product as uncharacterized. The record is from RefSeq and is a predicted model, not a curated record. NCBI's taxonomy places the organism in Eukaryota, Metazoa, Arthropoda, Insecta, Lepidoptera, Nymphalidae. The transcript is spliced from 5 exons. Bases 103 to 657 code for a protein of 184 amino acids.
GUCAAUUGUCAAAAUUGGGGGACAAGAGCCUGUUUAGUUAAUCACAAUGGAUACUAUUUGAAAAUAAUUCAAGAGGUCGUCAGCAGACUGGAAAAAAAUAUCAUGUGGUGUAAUUUGAAAUUGAAUGAUGUAAAUCAACAAAUUAACGAACGUUUAUUCAAGUGGCAUGCCCAAGGAACUGCGAACUACACAAACGGAUUUCUCUUACAUUUUCGAAAUAUUGACGUAACAAAUAUUCGCAGCUCCUUUUCCAAUAGAUCAGUCGAUGGAACUGUGGAGAACUUUGUCUCUGUGGACGGAUUACUUAAUAUUAGAAACCUUUACGUUGGUUACGAUGUUGUCGCUAACAUAGAAGGCUUUGAUACCCAAUACUACACCGGAGUGUUCUCGUAUAGUUUGGUUACGAUGCGGUGCAUGAUAGUUAAAAACUUAAAAACAACAGAAACAACGGUUACAACGACAGUGGUUACAUCGACUCCGGUUGCGCGACGAAUGACGUACAUGCCCCAAGACAGGAUAUCAGAAUUGUUAUCGAGACAUUUUGCAUCCUUUCACGUUUCUUUAAGUCGAUGGGGAACCGAUUACAUCGCACCACUCAUUUUGGAAGUUGAUUCGGAGACUGAAUUGCCUGAAAUACGUUACGAUAACAGAUGUUAA